UACAGAAGGGCAAACUCUGCUCCUAAGAGCAAGAGCUGCAUCUUACUGUAGUCACAUAGGUGCUUUUAAAGGAAAAACCCACAAAAGCCAUAAGAUUACAAUUCCCAUACAAUUUCGUUUCACAAGAACAUGGUCUGAUCACAGAGUGGGUACAGUCCACAUGUACAUUCUUCCUGAAACCUCAAGGGGGGUAUCAGGGUAGGAGUGGAGUUUACACAAAGGUCACAGUGGUCCUUCCUGGAACACUUGCAACUAUCCCAGUCACAGUUGAGCACAUCUCUUAACAGAAAUCUUUUUACAUUGUUAUCAGAUGGCCCUUGGAACUAGAUUUUUAGUUUCUCAUUUCCUGGUGCUUGAAGUUUCUCUCUUCCUGAGGCUUGGGGGUGUAAGCCUGAAGGGCUAGGGUCUUUCACUUAUAGCAUGUGUCAGACCUUCAUUCCUUUCUGUGGCUGAAUUAAUGUUCCACUGUAAGAAUAGGACAGUUUAGCCGGGCGGUGGUGGCGCACGCCUUUAAUCCCAGCACUCGGGAGGCAGAGCCAGCCUGGGCUUCCAAGUGAGUUCCAGGAAAGGCGCAAAGCUACACAGAGAAACCCUGUCUCAAAAAACAAAAAAACAAACAAACAAAAAAAAGAAUAGGACAGUUUAUUCUUUCAUCAAUUUAUGGGCAUUUGAGCUGUUUUCACCUUGAGGUUGUCUGAGGAAGACAGGCAGCUCCCAACUACGUAAGCCCAAGAUCAGCUCCAAAAUUUGCAAGGGGACAGUACCCAAAGAUCUCGCUACCCUUUGUCAGUAGCGAUGAGGGUGUUUAGGCCAGCAGCAGCAGCAAAGCUGGAUAAAUGGAGGGGGCUGAAAAAUGUUCCAAUCAGCAUUAAAUCCUCCCCAGCAGUUUUACACUGGGUCAUGGUAAUCAUAUUUAAGGAGACCAGGAAUAUUUAGCGCCACUCUAAAAUCUACAGGUAUCUCCAAAAAUCCCUUUUUUGGGGGGGAGGGGGCGGUUACCAGGGCCUCGAGCAUACUUGCCAGGUGCUGUCUCUACUUCAGAGCUACACUCCAGUCCCCAAAACAGUUUCGGUCAAGCAUUGAUAUUUAAUAAGACAGGAAAUUCGCAACUGACGAAAACGAAUCCCAAGUUUUCAGGCCCUGGAGUGUCCAUACGCGCACACCAAGAGCCUCAAAGAGCUUUCUGUGCCCGCCUCACAAUCCGUCCUCUGCCAUCCGCUGCCCAUUCCGAGAAACUACCAUCAGAGGUCCAAAGACUCUGCGCACGCGCCGCUAGGUGGCCCGCUAGAGGGAGGGCGGACCUCGAUGGGCGUGCGCAGUAGCGGAGACUUGCGAGCGCGCGCCACGGAGGAGGGACCCCAGAGGCCGGAAGGAAGCGCGAGGAGGGCGGGGCUAGCGAGGGAAGCCCGCCGGCCCGCAGUACGGCCGUCGCGGCCUGAUGACGUCGCACAAUGGCCGGCCCCCGCGGGUAGUGGAGCCCGUUUGUUCCGCCCGCGUCGUGCCCGAAGCCUGAGCCAGUGAGAAGCGGAAAGGCUGAGGAACGUCCUGUCCACGUUGCCCCCAUCCCAGCGGAGCCGUGGCCGCCUCCCGUCCUCGCGCUGAGAUCUGCGGGUCCUGAUGGAUGUGGCUGAGAGCCCUGAACUGGAUCCUCACUCCCCAGAGGAUGAAGAGCAGCCGGCGCUCUCAGAUGAUGACAUUCUGAGGGAAAGUGGAUCUGAACAAGAUUUGGAUGGAGCUGGGGAAAGGGCUUCCGAUUUGGAGGAUGAGGAAAAUGCACCUAGGGUACAAAGCCAGGAGGAGACUCACUCGGAUGAGGAAGACCGAGCCAGUGAGCCCAAGUCCCAGGAUCAGGACUCAGAGGCUCAUGAGCUGAGCAGGGGCCCAGCGGGAUCUCUCUGUGAGGAGGGGGAUGAUGUUGAGGAAGACCGGACAAGUGACCUCAGGGAUGAAGCCUCCUCAGUAACCCGGGAACUGGAUGAGCAUGAGCUAGACUAUGAUGAGGAGGUCCCUGAGGAGCCAGCUCCUGCUGCCCAGGAGGAGGAAGUUGAGAAAGCUGGGGCAGAGGACGAGGAGGAGAAGGGGGAAGGUGCUCCCGGAGAGGAAGGGAAGCCUGAUGUUCAAAGUGUGGGAGAAAAAGAAUCCACAGAGGCUGCGAAGGAGAAGAAGAAAGAGGAUGACGAUGGAGAGAUUGAUGAUGGGGAGAUAGAUGAUGAUGACUUGGAAGAAGGCGAAGUGAAGGACCCCAGUGACCGGAAGGUGAGGCCUCGCCCCACCUGCCGAUUCUUCAUGAAAGAUGUUGUGACACCAUUAUCCACUCUUCUUCCACCAAUACCAAAUUCCAUACCACUCAGAGGCCAGGUUAAAGGGAACUGCACCUGGGGAAUGAACUGUAGGUUUAUACACCCUGGAGUGAAUGACAAGGGGAACUAUUCCCUCAUCACCAAAGCUGAACCUUUUCCACCCAACGGUGCCCCGCCUCUUGGACCUCACCCAUUGAUGCCUGCCAACCCUUGGGGUGGGCCAGUAGUUGAUGAAAUUUUGCCUCCACCCCCUCCAGAACCCCCAACAGAGAGUGCCUGGGAACGCGGACUCAGACACGCAAAGGAGGUUUUAAAAAAAGCAACCAUUCGGAAAGAGCAGGAGCCUGACUUUGAAGAGAAAAGGCUCACAGUGACCAUUGGUGAAGACGACCGGGAGUUUGACAAGGAAAACGAAGUCUUCCGAGAUUGGAAUUCUAGGGUCCCAAGAGAUGUCAGAGACACAACACUUGAGCCUUAUGCAGAUCCUUAUUAUGACUAUGAGAUAGAGCGUUUUUGGCGUGGUGGACAGUACGAGAAUUUCAGGGUGCAGUAUACAGAAGCAGAGCCGUAUCAUAACUAUCGCGAACGGGAGAGGGAACGGGAGCGCGAGAACAGACAACGAGAACGGGAGCGGGAACGGGAGCGCGACCGAGAGCGUGAGCGAAGGCAGAGGGAGCGCGAGCGAGAACGGGAGCGUGAGCGGGACAAGGAGCGGCAGAGGAGGAAAGAGGAGUGGGAGAGAGAGCGAGCCAAGCGAGAUGAGAAGGACCGGCAGCACCGAGACCGUGACCGGGACAAAGACCGGGAGAAGGACAAGGAGAAGCCGAAGCCCCGGUCCCCACAGCCACCAAGCCGUCAAGCUGAGCCACCAAAGAAGGAGACCACCUCUGUGGGGCCACAGGUGAAGCGAGCUGAUGAGUGGAAGGACCCUUGGCGCCGAUCCAAGUCUCCCAAGAAGAAACUUGGUGUGUCAGUCUCCCCAAGCCGGGCACGAAGGCGUCGCAAAACCUCUGCCUCAUCAGCUUCUGCUUCCAAUUCCUCCAGGUCGUCUUCACGCUCUUCAUCGUACUCGGGCUCGGGCUCGUCCCGGUCCCGGUCCCGAUCUUCAUCCUACAGCUCCUAUUCCAGCCGCUCUUCCAGACACAGCUCGUUCUCAGGAAGCAGGUCCAGGUCCCGGUCCUUCUCCUCGUCCCCAUCCCCGUCUCCCACACCUUCCCCACACAGACCUCCAGUCAGAACCAAGGGGGAGCCGGCCCCGCCUCCCGGGAAAGCAGGGGAGAAGUCACUAAAGAAGCCAGCCCCACCCCCAGCCCCACCACAGGCCACCAAAACUACUGCUCCUGCCCCUGAGCCUGCCAAACCGGGAGAUCUUCGAGAAGCCAGGAGGAAGGAACGGCAAACCAGGACUCCCCCAAGGAGGCGGACGCUCAGCGGCAGUGGCAGCGGCAGCGGCAGCAGCUACAGUGGUUCCAGUUCCCGAUCCAGGUCUCUCAGUGUGAGCAGUGUCUCCUCGGUGUCCAGCGCCACCUCAAGUAGCAGCUCAGUGCACAGUGUGGACUCAGAGGACAUGUAUGCAGACCUGGCCAGUCCUGUGUCCUCGGCCAGCUCUCGAUCCCCCACCCCUGCCCAGACCAAGAAGGAGAGAGGGAAAUCUAAGAAGGAAGAUGGAGUGAGAGAGGAAAAGCGGAAACGGGAUCCGUCCACACAGCCACCCAAGUCCUCCAAAGCUCCAGCAGGUGGGAAGUCCUCCCAGCAGGCAGCGGCACCUCAGCAGGCAGCCCCUGGGCAGCCCCAGCAGGGCUCCUUUGUUGCCCACAAGGAGAUAAAGCUGACGCUGCUGAAUAAGGCGGCUGAUAAAGGAAGCCGGAAGCGCUAUGAGCCAUCAGACAAAGACCGGCAGAGUCCUCCAGCCAAGAAGGCCAAUUUGUCCCCAGACCGAGGUUCUCGGGACCGGAAAUCAGGGGGAAGAAUGGGCUCCCCAAAGCCAGAGAGGCAGAGAAGCCAAAACGCUAAAGCCCCUGCUGCCCCCGCCGACAGGAAGCGUCCACUGUCACCCCAGUCUAAGAGCUCCAGCAAGGUCACCAGCGUGCCCGGCAAAGCCACCGACACUGCCACUGCAGGCACCAAGUCAGGGAAAGCCAGCACGUUGUCGCGGCGGGAGGAACUCCUUAAACAGCUCAAGGCUGUGGAGGAUGCCAUCGCUCGCAAGCGGGCCAAGAUCCCUGGGAAAGUGUAGUGAGCCCAGCUCACUGCCCUGGAGUAGACUCUUAAAUGUUUUUAUAAAAAAAUUAGGGUAAGCGCAGCCAUUUUGGAUUUUCCAGUUAAUGUCUUAUUUUGGCUGUGAUUCUUUUUAAAAAUUAAAAAAGAAAAAAAAGUUUCUCAGCUGGAAAAGAAGCCACAUAUAAGAUGAAGAUGACGCUGAAUCCCAACCUCUCCACCAGACUGAACCAGCUCCUUCCAGAAUAGAGUCUCCACGGACAGACAGACAGACAGAUGGACGGACGGACGGACAGGGCAGCACUGAGACAGGGAGCACCAGCUCUAUAACUUAAGAGCUUUAGGCACGCAGGGCUGGGCUCACACUCUUCUGCGUCCGUCCUCACUUCUUCCAGCUGGCCUCCUGGGCUGCGUGUUUCCAGCAGAGUCUCCUUUCUGGGAACAGGAAAGCAGAAUAUUUCCUGGACUACAGGCAGAACCAUCCCUCCCCUCCCCCGGAUCAGAAGUAUAUAUAUAUAUAUUCUUGCCUAAAGUCUGAUUGGGAAACAUUUCCUGUCUUUUAUUUUAAGCAUCAAAUUGUUUUAGUUGAUUAAAAAGGAAAAAACAGAAAAGACAAAAAAAAAAUAAAAUAAGGCCAAGGGUAUUGUUGGGGUGUCUGUCCAAUGUGGAGAGUCUUUUUUGAGCAAUCUCCUAAAAUAAAAUAUUUUGAUAAGCA
Messenger RNA from Peromyscus californicus insignis, 5232 nucleotides. RefSeq names its product zinc finger CCCH-type containing 18 (gene Zc3h18). NCBI's taxonomy places the organism in Eukaryota, Metazoa, Chordata, Mammalia, Rodentia, Cricetidae. The transcript has 19 exons. Bases 1618 to 4536 code for a protein of 972 amino acids. The record is from RefSeq and is a predicted model, not a curated record. Gene Ontology annotation, molecular function: metal ion binding.